CUGCCACCCCCUCCCCUGAGCUGGGUGAACCCGUCAAUACCCUCUCCCUCUUUCCCUCCCCUGCGCCUCAAUCGGGGAUGGCUCCGUGGCCCCAUGAGAACAGUUCUUUGCCCGAGUGGCCAGACCACCCAACGGUGGCGUCCGCUGUCACCAACACUAGUGGGCUGUCCGUGGAGCCUUGGGCAGCAGCGGUGGCGGGGGCGCUUUUGGCUCUGGGUGUGUUAGCGACUGUGGGAGGCAACCUGCUAGUCAUCGUGGCCAUCGCCCGGACCCCGCGGCUCCAGACCAUGACAAACGUGUUCGUUACUUCACUGGCAGCGGCUGACCUGGUGGUGGGGCUCCUCGUGGUGCCCCCGGGGGCCACCUUGGCGCUGACGGGACACUGGCCAUUCGGCGCCACGGUUUGCGAACUGUGGACCUCUAUUGAUGUGCUGUGUGUGACGGCCAGCAUUGAGACUCUUUGCGCCCUAGCCGUGGACCGCUACCUGGCAGUGACCAAUCCACUACGCUACGGCGCCCUGGUCACCAAGCCCCGUGCCAGAACAGCUGUUGUCUUGGUGUGGGUAGUGUCCACCGCAGUGUCUUUUGCACCCAUCAUGAGCCAGUGGUGGCGCGUAGGAGCUGACGCCGAGGCACAGAGUUGUCACUCCAAUCCGUUCUGCUGCGCCUUCGCCUCCAAUUUGCCCUACGCUCUGCUCUCCUCCACUGUCUCCUUCUAUCUUCCCCUGCUCGUCAUGCUCUUUGUCUACGCACGGGUCUUUGCCGUGGCUACUCGCCAGCUGCGCCAGCUGCGUCGGGAGCUUGGUCGCUUUCCUCCAGAAGAGCCCCCUGCUUCCCCAUUGCCCCCUUCCCAAGAAAGGCCCUGCCCCCCUCCUGGGGGAGUCCAGUCCGGCGGCCGCCGACCAGCACGCCUGCUGCCCCUUAGGGAGCACCGGGCCCUGCGUACCCUGGGUCUCAUCAUGGGCACCUUCACCCUCUGCUGGCUGCCCUUCUUCGUGGCCAAUGUGGUGCGCGCCCUCGGGGGGCCUACGCUGGUUCCCAGUUCGGCACUCCUCGCCCUCAACUGGCUUGGCUAUGCCAACUCUACCUUCAACCCACUGAUAUACUGCCGCAGCCCUGACUUUCGCAGCGCCUUUCGCCGCCUGCUGUGUCGCUGCGACCGCCGCCUGUACGCUCGGCCGCGCUCACCAUGUCCCCGUCGUUGCCUCCCUCGAACUCCUGAAGCCUCCCCAGACCCAACUGCUGGAGUCGCGGGCGCUGUCAAGGCUGCCCACAGUCAGGGGAUAGAAGAUGGGACCGAGGUCACGGGGCAAGGCGGCAGGGGACGCUCUCUGUGGGAGGGACAGCGGGAGGUAACCCAGACUGUACAAAGCCCACAGCUUGAGGGACCCAAGAUGUCUAUGCCUUUCAGGACUUCCAGGAGUUCCUGGCCUUGGGUAGCAGCUGACAGAAGCGACAAUCUCAUUGACCCAGACCCCUUGGAACAUCCUGGGAACUCAGUCAGAUUGUGUCCUGAGACGGGGGUCUCCAAUCCAAACCCUCCGUGGAGCGGUGAGACUGUCACAGCUACGCCCUUGCCUUCGACCCUGUGCCCUCCAGGACCAGCUGUCUAUUGCUAUGAUAAGGAGCUAAGGAGCCUAUUGGUUGAGAGCGAGUAGAUUGAGAUCUUCCUAGCUCCUUCCAGAUGUUGUUACAAAGAAAAUGGAGUCAGCUGCCAAAGCACUGGGCUAAACGGAAUAACCUAUCACUACCUCAGCAAGUGGGUGUAUCCUUUCUGCCUGCCCUCAUUAGUCCCAGGAGCAGAAGGGAUAAGCAACGUCUAGGGGCACCCUAUCUCUCACAGUUGGUGCUGCAUGAACAGGUCUCAGGGCAAAGAGAGCAUCCCUGUUCCAUUCCUUCAGUUUCCUAGAUCAGGGGAUCAUGGCAACUCAGAGGACCUUUUGCAGUUUUCAAGCCUUUAGUAAUAUCCCUAGAUGCUGCUGCCCAGUGGUAAGAGUAGGGGAUAGGAGAAAUCCGGAAGUCUGGAUUUUGUUCCUAGCUUCCUCAUUUCACCACUAAGCCUCAUUUACCCUCAUUUUGGGAUGGGGGCAGAACAGUUAUAUCUACCUCACAAUACUGUCAGAGGGACUCCUAUAUUUUGUGUGGGUGGGGGGAGAUGGUACCCCCUUGAAAGUUUCUACAAACUCCUGGUGUUUAUAGA
This is a messenger RNA of Trichosurus vulpecula (common brushtail), 2200 nucleotides long. It is a transcript of the gene ADRB3, whose product is annotated as adrenoceptor beta 3. NCBI's taxonomy places the organism in Eukaryota, Metazoa, Chordata, Mammalia, Diprotodontia, Phalangeridae. The record is from RefSeq and is a predicted model, not a curated record. Gene Ontology annotation, molecular function: norepinephrine binding; beta3-adrenergic receptor activity; epinephrine binding. Gene Ontology annotation, cellular component: membrane. The transcript is spliced from 2 exons. Bases 78 to 1658 code for a protein of 526 amino acids. Gene Ontology annotation, biological process: adenylate cyclase-activating adrenergic receptor signaling pathway; norepinephrine-epinephrine-mediated vasodilation involved in regulation of systemic arterial blood pressure.